Acaulospora colombiana is the source of this 1369-nucleotide messenger RNA. The record is from the annotation of a GenBank genome assembly. Lineage: Eukaryota; Fungi; Glomeromycota; Glomeromycetes; Diversisporales; Acaulosporaceae.
AUGACCGGUCCAAUCAACGGAAAUACGACAAAGGAGCACGUAAUCCUCGAGAAACCAGAGAAACCAAAGAACAGCGCGAAAAAUGGGACUAGUGUCACAAACGGCACCAACGGGAAAGUCUGUGAUGGAAACAAUUGGUCUCCUUCUUCCUGGCAAUCGAAACCAAUAAAACAAGAAGUAACCUAUGAAGACCAAACACACCUGAAAACCGUUCGAGACAAAUUGACCCAUUUACCGCCGAUGGUUACACCUCAAGAAAUCACGAAUCUUCGCAACCAGCUGAAACAGGUUGCCCUAAAUAAUGCCUUUUUAUUGCAAGGUGGCGAUUGUGCCGAGCUCUUCGAAUACUGCUCACAGGAUCCAAUCGAGUCGAAACUCAAGGUCCUCCUUCAAAUGAGCCUGGUGCUUACAUGGGGUGCCAGGAUUCCGGUGGUUCGGAUUGCCAGGAUGUCUGGUCAGUAUGCGAAGCCGCGAUCAAAUCCAUUCGAAAUUUACCAGGGCAAAGAAAUAUUGUCAUUCCGGGGUGAAAAUAUUAAUGGGUUCGAUCCCAACGAUAGGAAACCUGACCCCGAGCGUCUCCUGAAGGCCUACUUUCACUCGGCGGCCACGUUAAACUAUGUGAGAUCGAUCCUCAGUUCGGGGUUUGCAGCUCUCUCGACUCAACUAUUAGACCUCCACCGUCCGUCGGAAUGGUCACUUCACCACGUGCGCUCCAACGGAACCCGCCAAGAAUAUCAGACGAUUGUUGACCGUCUUACCGACGCAUUAGAUUUCAUGAAGACGAUCGGUGCGGACAGCCCUUUGUCUCCUGUUUCAAGCUCAUUAAACAGUGUCGACUUUUUUAUGUCGCAUGAAGGUUUACUCCUUGAAUACGAGCAAUGUUUGACGCGACAACUAAAAGAUCCGGAGUCUGGUGACCUCAAGUGGUACAAUGUCGGAAGUCACUUUUUGUGGAUCGGCGAUCGAACUCGACAGCUCAACGGUGCACAUGUGGAAUAUUUCCGUGGAAUAGAAAACCCAAUUGGAAUUAAAGUUGGCCCGUCCAUGAAACCCGAAGAACUCCAAGAGUUGUUGGAUAUCGUGAAUCCAAACAAGGAGAUUGGAAAGGUGACCUUAAUUACACGUUAUGGAGCGCAUCAGGUCGAGAAAUAUUUACCAGCUCACAUUCAGGCCGUCAAGGCAUCAGGUCACAUUGUGGUCUGGGCAUGUGACCCAAUGCAUGGAAACACGAAAAACUCUUUGGCUGGCAUGAAAACACGACACUUCAAUUCAAUAAUCGAGGAACUUUCAAAGGCAAUACACAUUCACAAAGCAAAUAACAGUCAGAUGAACGGUGUACAUUUUGAACUUACAGGCGAAGGCGUGACGG